AUGGCACAGGCCCGUGCAGCGUCUAACUAUAAGCCUAUACAAACCCUCGCCAAGGUUCUGGGAACAACUUCUGCCGCCAUGAUGCCCACCAUGCCCCGCUGCGACUCGCCCCAGCCUCUCCCAUGGACCACUGGCAGCUUCCCAAGAUUUUAUCCUGGAAGACCUGUUCGCUCUCCUUCCUCGUCUCCACCUUCGUUAGAUUCUUCAAUUUGCAGUGAAGCGCCGUCGACCUUAUCUGAUUCAUCGAUAAGCUUGAUCACCCCUGAAUCCUCAUUGUUACUCGAUAGAGAUACCGCUGGAGUAUAUAAUUACGUCCCCACGGAAGACUUCAAGCCUUCUUCCCCUUCUCUCGUUUGUGCAUCCCCAGGACGACUUCCUCAUCUGAUCCUCGUUGCGCUGAAGGAUGAGCUUCCUGUAUGCCGUUCACAUGGCCUGGUUUCAGAGGAGGUGGCCCUGGACAAUUUUUUUGUCGAUGACAGCGUGGCACAACCUAACCCGGCUACGGGUACCCUCUCGUCCUUCUCGCACACCGGAAACGAAAAGCAAUUCGGCAUGGGAGAUGAGAACACCACUCCCAGGUCGCCUGACGCACGCUGUCCUGUCUUUGACGAAAAAAUUGGGCUUGGUCCACCUCCGUGCAUGACCGACACACCUAGAAUGCUCCAGCGCAUCCCCUCCGACCCAGUGUGCGACUUGUCAGAUGAAGUGGAAACUACGGAGCAGUUCUCAGUUGCUCAUGGUGGGUUUUCCGACAUUUACAAAGGCGUAUGGGCAAAACCGUUUGGUGGUGAGAAGGGGAAAACUGUGGUUGCAAUAAAACUACUUCGAGCGUUCACGAGGCAGGAGGUGGACCCUGUACGAGCACGAAAGCGCCUCAACAGGGAAGUAUAUGUUUGGAAUCGUCUUGUCCACCACAACAUUGCGCGGUUCUACGGGAUCUCUUUCCGCCUUGGCGGACGGCCCUCCAUCGUCAUGCAAUGGUACCAAAAUGGCACUGUGCCAGACUACAUUGACACUCAACUUCGAGUGAAUGGGGUAGAGGUUGAUAGAUUGUCGUUGGUUCGAGAUAUCGCGCAAGGUCUUGGCUAUCUACAUUCCUUGGUUCCCCCAGUGGUUCAUGGAGAUUUAAAAGGGAACAAUACACUCGUCAACGACGACGGGCAUGCGAUGCUGACCGACUUUGGGCUCGCAAAGGUCAUUGAAGAGUUAGCAGGCCCAACGGGGAACACGACGUCAUCAUGUGCAGGCUCUGUGCGCUGGCAAGCCCCGGAGUUGAUAUUCGACACAGGAUCUGAUCAAGACGAUUAUAUGGGUGAUGCUCCCAAACCGUCCUCACCAACUCCCGCUUCCGACGUCUGGUCGUUCGGGUGUACAGCCUAUGAGAUCAUGUCGGGAAAAAUCCCCUACCACACCCGCUUGCACGAUUGGACCGUCAUUCAGGCAAUUGUUGAGAAGCAGUGCCCUGUCCCUCACGAAGAAGGGGUGCUUGAGAGUAAUGGGUUGAUGUCGAUUUUGCAUGGUUGUUGGCAGUACGAUGCGGGGAAACGGCCGGAGAUGGGGGAGGUUCUUCGAAGGCUGCAGUCCAUCUGAGUGUCAGAUGGGGCGCACAACACCUGGAACAUUCCAUCCUUUUAGACUUGGCUCAUCUUCUUUCUCCAUAUUUCGAACCUACGCUCUCAGUAUUUUCUUGUCAACGAAGACAUAAGUCACAUUUUGAGGUUUUUUCUGCCCUUCCAGUAGAUCUACUACUAAUAAAUUGUUUUCUUG
Laccaria bicolor S238N-H82 is the source of this 1767-nucleotide messenger RNA. RefSeq lists its product as uncharacterized. The transcript has 7 exons. Bases 1 to 1590 code for a protein of 529 amino acids. Gene Ontology annotation, molecular function: ATP binding; protein kinase activity. The record is from RefSeq and is a predicted model, not a curated record. Lineage: Eukaryota; Fungi; Basidiomycota; Agaricomycetes; Agaricales; Hydnangiaceae. Gene Ontology annotation, biological process: protein phosphorylation.